This is a messenger RNA of Pseudophryne corroboree (corroboree frog), 5110 nucleotides long. RefSeq lists its product as uncharacterized. Gene Ontology annotation, biological process: negative regulation of endopeptidase activity. The record is from RefSeq and is a predicted model, not a curated record. The coding region runs from base 176 to 1141 and encodes 321 amino acids. Lineage: Eukaryota; Metazoa; Chordata; Amphibia; Anura; Myobatrachidae. Gene Ontology annotation, molecular function: endopeptidase inhibitor activity. The transcript is spliced from 3 exons.
CGGUCACAGGUAGUGUCCGUGGUACAGCAGCCUCCAUCCCCCCCGCCAUGUAGGAUGCUGUGACAAUGCAGUAUGGGGGAGGUGCUUUCUCCCUCCCCCCUGUUUUGUGUCAGAUCUCGGGCUCUCCAUCCAGCAGUAACAGCUUCUCAUAUCUGGGCAGCGUCUUUCUGUCAGGAUGGGCCCCUGUAUCCUGUUGGUGGCUGUCACUGUCUGUCUGUCUGUCCCGGGCACUCUCAAUAAGCCUCUGGGCGUAUUAACUCAAGAUGAUCUUGGGGUUGUUCGAAGGGUCCGAAGAAGCCUUCCGGUAAACAAUCUUUAUGAGGCUGACAUGAUGUCCUAUGUACCAUCAGAGGCUCUCCAUAAUGAACCUUUAUAUCCUGACCUAAGUCAAGCUAUGCUGGCCAGGCUUGCCGCCUACCCUCAAGAAGAGCUUCUUGCUCGGGCCUUGGAGAGGAUGGGCUCCUCUCGCAGAGGGGAAUCGGCUCACGACAGUCCAUCCCUGCAACAGUUAGUGGAAGAGGGUCAGAGGAGAGACAAGGAGACCAUGUAUCUAGCAAACCUUCUGCACUUGUGGAACCAAAUCAACCAAGGCAGAGGGUACGCUGACCAGCUGCAGGGCUUCCCAAGCCCCAUGCAGGCAGAGGUGGAAUAUCAGAGGCCGUAUCAAGACUAUGAUGAAACUGGGGUGGUGGCCAGCCGAACAAGACCGCAGGUUGCACGAAACCAGAUGGCAGAAGCGUUGCAGGGUCACUACAGGCAAAAUCGGGGGUAUGAAGGCCCUGCUUUACAUCUGCAACCAGACGAGAACAACGAGGACGGGUAUCCCAUGGACGAAGAGAUGUUAAGGUACAUAGUGACCCGUGUCCUCUCUGCAAUGAACGAAGCAGACAUGCCUCAGCGCCUGGCACCCAAUUCCGGCCGCCGCAUGCGUCGCUCCCUGGACGACGAGCGCAGUGAAGACAUCCCGCCCAAUCUCCUACGCGUCAAACGCUUGGACACCGACAACGCAGUUCCAGACUACAAUUCCCAAGGCUUGAUGCACAGGAAGUUACUCGAUGGGGAACUUGAUAUCCAGAGCCGACCCCAACACUUUGCUGAUCAAAGGGUCACGGAGCAAUUGCUGAAAUACUUUCCUGAGUAGUUAUGCGUAAAACCAAACACUUAUACCUCCACACAAUACAAACACGUCUCUUUCUCUCUCUUUCUCCACAACAUACAUAUAACUGUAACACAGCCAUCCAAACAUCUGUCCAGCUAUCUGUUUUCCAUACACAGGUGACAACUGUCUGUAAGGUCUGUGAAUUCCUCACACGGUGGUUUCUUGGUCAGUGAUGGGCUGAACUAAGAGUUAUUAUACCCACAGACAUACACACGACUAUAACUUUGACCAAAUUGGCUACAAACCCUAGUGCAAGCCUUCCCAAGUUAUUUACCAUCAACAUCUGAUAAGAUUUGGUUAAAUGUUGACUGGGACCAGCAGAAGUUCCAAUUGGCCGAUGAUUUCUGUCUAGCACUGUGUUGGCUGGUAGGACUUUUGGUCCCUUAUGUAAUCUGGUCGCUUGGCCUGAGUGCUGGGUGAGGGUGACCACUCCAUUCAACACUGUCACCCAUGUUGGUGACCGGUAUGGCUAAGGAUCCAGCAUCUAAAAGCUUGGGCGAGUGUCAAGACGUAAAAACAGCAAAAACAAGUAUUAGGUAGAUUAAUGGCCUAAUUUCACCAGAAACAGUAUAACAAUUUCAACAUACCUGCCAAAUCGACACUGACCACGUCAACAUUCAUUAUGUUGACAAUGAUUAAAUGUCAACAUGAUUAGAAUGUUUACAUCCCUUGGGGUCUAGAUGACUUACCUUGUAUGGCGGGUCCAGCAGUGUCUUAUGGUCCAGCUGUGAUUUCUGGAUGACUUCCGACAAUAAGUAAGAUCCUAACCAUCUUCCUAGUGCCUGACGUUCCUCUCCGCUGGCCUAACCCUAAGCUUCCACAGCCUAACCCUAACCUUCUCCCCAGUGCCUAACCCUAUCCUCCUCUCAUAUAACCUAACCUUCUCCCUAGUGCCUAACCCUAUCCUCCUCUCCCAUAACCUAACCCUAACCUUCUCCCCAGUGCCUAACCCUAUCCUCCUCUCCCAUAACCUAACCCUAACCUUCUCCCCAGUGCCUAACCCUAUCCUCCUCUCACAUAACCUAUCCCUAACCUUCUCCCUAGUGCCUAACCCUAUCCUCCUCUCCCAUAACCUAACUGUAACCUUCUGUGACCCAACCCUAACCUUCUCCCUAGUGCCUAACCCUAUCCUCCUCUCACAUAACCUAACCCUAACCUUCUACCUAGUGCCUAACCCUAUCCUCCUCUCCCAUAACCUAACCCUAACCUUCCGUAGCCUAACCCUAACCUUCUCCCUAGUGCCUAACCCUAUCCUCCUCUCACAUAACCUAACCCUAACCUUCUACCUAGUGCCUAACCCUAUCCUCCUCUCACAUAACCUAACCCUAACCUUCCGUAGCCUAACCCUAACCUUCUCCCUAGUGCCUAACCCUAUCCUCCUCUCCCAUAACCUAACCCUAACCUUCCGUACCCUAACCUUCUCCCUAGUGCCUAACCCUAUCCUCCUCUCCCAUAAUCUAACCCUAACCUUCUGUAUCAUAACCCUAACCCUAUCCUCCUCUCCCCUGGCCUAUAACUAACCUUCCGUAGCCUAAACCUAACCCUCCCACUUGUGCCUAACCUUAACCUUACUUUAGUGACAAACCCUAACCCUCCUCUGCCGGUCCAUGACGAAUGUUGGCAUUUCAACAAUAUCAACUUCAUAGCUGUUGACAUUAUGAAUUUUGACAUUGUAAAUAUCAACAUUAUCCUAUAUCCCAUGUCUGGGAAUAUAGGUGAAUUCCAGAUUCAUCACAAAUCUCACAUCUGUAUAAUAGGUGGAUUUUCUGCUCACCCAAGUUCAUUUUCCAUAAUGUCAGAAACUCAUUACAGAAGAAUUACAGGUAAAUGGAUGGGUGGUACCCCAAAUUUUCUUGCAAACCCAAAAGACUAGUUGACCAAAUAUAUCUUGUUGAAGGCGUAAUUAUACAGGGUGGUCUCUGUGGGUCUGGGCAUGGCCGGCAGAUCUAGACGUGGUGCGGAUAGUUCAUAAAUGGGAUCAUACCCCCGAUCUGUCCAACAAUGGGGGUCAUUCCGAGUUGUUCGCUCGUUAUUUUUUUGUCGCAACGGAGCGAUUAGUCGCUAAUGCGCAUGCGCAAUGUCCACAGUGCGACUGCGCCAAGUAAAUUUGCUAUGCAGUUAGGUAUUUUACUCACGGCAUUACGAGGUUUUUUCUUCGUUCUGGUGAUCGUAAUGUGAUUGACAGGAAGUGGGUGUUUCUGGGCGGAAACUGGCCGUUUUAUGGGAGUGUGUGAAAAAAACGCUACCGUUUCUGGGAAAAACGCGGGAGUGGCUGGAGAAACGGGGGAGUGUCUGGGCGAACGCUGGGUGUGUUUGUGACGUCAAACCAGGAACGACAAGCACUGAACUGAUCGCAGAUGCCGAGUAAGUCUGGAGCUACUCAGAAACUGCUAAGAAGUGUCUAUUCGCAAUUCUGCUAAUCUUUCGUUCGCAAUUUUGAUAAGCUAAGAUUCACUCCCAGUAGGCGGCGGCUUAGCGUGUGCAAAGCUGCUAAAAGCAGCUUGCGAGCGAACAACUCGGAAUGAGGGCCAAUGCCCGUAUUUGUUACAAGUAAAAUUCUAAUGCAUCGCCACUCCUGUUUAUAGAGACCAUAAUUGGCAUUGUACUGUUAAAAAUGGGACGGUUGCAAUACAGGCGCAACCAAGCAGCAGGUGCAAAUAUGUGUCCACAUUCACCCGGCUGACAUGGGGGCAAGAUGCUGCAGAACAGCUUGCAGGACUGUCCAGCACAGCUAAUUAGCAUCAAAUUUGCAUGCUGAAGCCAUAGACAAAGAAGAUUGUAUGACAGGAGCACCUAACGACAGGAAUACCUACCACUCUUAUUGUUAUCCUGGGUUCUGUGCUGCCCCCUGUCUGCAUAAAAUUGUGAUUUUAUUUACCAAUCAAUGUCAGAUAACCAGUAGAUUGUGGUUCAGUCCUUCGCUACCUUCAUACAUAUACUGAGCCCAUUAGCCAUACAGUAUAGAUCAGGGCUGGCCAAACCAGUCCUCGAGAUCUACCAACGGGUCACAUUUUCCAGACCACCCAGCUGGUGCACAGGUGUAGUCAUUACUAAUUAAGAUGUGCUGCAUUCAUUCCUAACUGACAAUUCUACAGAUCUCCAGGAGGCCUGGAAAACAUGAACUGUUGGUAGAUCUCGAGGACCGGUUUGGCCAGCCCUGGUAUAGAUGGACCAGCUAUAUUUACAAAGCAAAUAUCAAGCACGUUUGAUGGUCACGUGGUGUGCCAAGCCUGCAGGCCUGCCGACGGCGAAACGGUGAAUGCAGCUUUAGCAUCACAGGUAUAGGGAUCACUGGUGCCCAUUAAAAAGUACUUCACUGUAGGCAUCGGUGAUCCGUACUCCAAAUAAUAAUAAAGCUCAUUCUCCGGGUGGAUGAACGCAGCUCAGGUUGGAUGCAGCCUUACAGGACCGGUUGUUACCGCUACACAAAACAUCUCUUCUCUCCCACAGACCUAGAAUGUAUAACACAAUGACAAGUUGUGCAACACACCUACAUUUUGUCAAUCCCCUGAGCACUUGUCUGUCCCAACGGAACCAGCAUAACGCGUGUCCAGAACCGGCACAACGCUCCGCACACUAAUGCACUGCAGCACUCACUGCAGAACACUGAUUACACACUGUACUUCAUGCAAUCUCACACUGAUCUGUGUUCCAAUCUGUUUCUUAAGUGUGUUAUUUUUUUUUAAUCGUUCGUUGUCUACGCUUCUUGCAUCAAUGCGCACUUUGAGCUGCAAAAUAUAAUUUAUUGUAUAUUGUUCUGCAAACAAUUGUUUAAAAUUGUGCAUCAACAUGCGGGUCUGCACACAGACUCGUGUGUGCGAUUGUAUAAUUGUCGUGCCUGUAUAUGAGGGUCAGUAAAGGAGUGAUUCCAGCACAGUGUAAACAUGUGUUGAGCAAAAAGAUAAUAAAUGUCAUUUAUGAAGCUGCAAAACUGCAGACCCGCAGAGCUAA